UGGCCGAUUCAUGUGCCGCCUGGCUACCGUGUGAUCUGGCCGCGUGUUCAUUCGCCGCCGCCGGUCCGGUUACGAUCGUCUCUCCCCGGAUGCGAGUUGUUUUUCGUCUACACAGAGUGGCGCCAAGGUCGCUGUAAGGUCUUAAAAUGAUCCCAAGAUUUUUUGAUGAAUUGGACCUUUUGGAAUCGAGAACCACGGAUAGAUUAAUGAUGUUCUAAAUAUCAAGAGAGUUUCAAGUUUUUCCAACUGUGUUUAUGACAUUUUUGUUAUUUGUGGAAUGAACAGCUCGGACACAUUUAGUUACUAAGGAAAAUGAAGUCAACGUUCGUGGCGUUGAUGACGGCGCUGGCGUUGUUGCCGUUCGUCUUGUCACACAGCAAUCACGUGUACGUUUCGGUGAUCCAUGGCCACGAUCAGGGUUCGCUGUUGCCUAGGACUAUGGACAGAGCGAUGCCGCCGUCGGUUAGGGUGCUGUACGCCGAGAUGCCGGCCAACAAGUUCAGCACGGGCGCCCUGGAAGCUGUGCUCGACCUGUGGGCGAACAAGACGAUUGUCGCAUGUCUCCUACUCAUACCCGAGCCGGUAGGAUCGAUGCCCGCGCUAACUGCGACCAAGUACAGGAUCCCCGUCCUCUGGCUUCCUUCGGUGCAACGAGUGGACCAGGAACGUUGGAAUGAUAUGGUAGUCAGAGUAUCGAUCACGCCAUGGGAAUUGUUUUCUGCGCUCAGAUCGUUCCUGUUGCACACCGGAUGGCAUAAAUUUUACGUGUUGCACUCGAUAACGAUAGACGAGAGAGUUAGAACAAUGCUAAGCAUAGCUCCGUUGAGCUACACGUCAGUGCCCAUAUCUUCCGACUCGUCAGACCUUAUGCUAUUCAGAUCUAUGGUAGAACUUUCGACUUCCGAGGCUUCUGUUGUGGUGGUAGUCGGCGACCGGGACUCGGCGCAAACGGUCUGGCGCCAGGCAGCCGCGCUCGGGCUUCUGCCCGCCGGCAACGUGGCUUGGUUGUGGCUGGACAUCGGCAACACCGGCGGCGGCGUGAACGCGACCGGAAAGAGGAGAGGCAACGUGCCGGUGGGAAUGCUGUCGCUGCGUCCGGUCGCACCACCGCAGGAGGACAAGCAUACUAUCAGGGCGGCAGUGCGCGUGUUCGCCGAGUGUAUCAAGGACGUGAUGGCGGCCAGGUGUGAGAACUGGACACCUAAGGUGUCUAGGGUCGGGGACACGUGCGUGGACAUUUUGCGGGGCUCCGAGUUCCCGAGUGAUUUGUACAGGCAACUCAGAAGUGCGGUGCACGACGUGCUGUCCGGUCGGUCAAUUGGCCGCCGGGCCAAAACCAACGCCGAGAAACCGGACCUCAGCCUUGCCGUCCGAUUCGACAUUAUGAAUUCGGUCGCCAACAACCGACAUGCACCAAAUGGUUAUACGCGGGCUUGGAAGAAAGUCGGCACCGUCGGUCCGUCUAGCACUGGUGGACAAUCGGUCAAGUUGGACUCGGUGGUGUGGGCUGGCGGAAAAAUGGUGCCGACCUCUAAUCUGGGCAGACGGGCUGUGUACAGGGUGGUAACCGCCAUUGGGCCGCCGUUCGUUAUGCACGCACCAUUGCAACAGGAUCGCCAGUGUCUACGCGGUAUACAAUGUUAUCAAAUGACGACGACUAACAAAGACAACAUAACGAUGAUAUUCAAAGACAUCAAGUUGAACUCGAACAAAAACACGUCGUUACCGGAAGCGUAUUGCUGUUUUGGGCUGUCCAUAGACCUGCUGGAAAAAAUGUCGAAAGACUUGGAAUUUGAUUUUCACCUAUACUUGGUCGCUGACGGUACGUUUGGGACCCAAAAGCUCCAUUGGAAUGGAGUGGUCGGUGAACUCGUGUCCGGUACCGCACACAUGGCAUUCUGUCCGCUGAGCGUCACGUCUACAAGAUCGAAGUGGAUUGAUUUUUCUACGCCUUAUUUCUACAGCGGUGUUUCAAUGAUGGUUGCUCCGAAGAGAAAGACUAACGUUCCACUACUUGCGUUUCUGUUGCCACUGAGUCCGAGCCUGUGGAUCGCUAUAUUCGUGUCACUUCACGUAACCACAGUGGCAGUUGCAUUGUACGAAUGGUUCAGUCCGUUCGGCUUAAAUCCCUCCGGCAGGCAGAGAUCUAAGAAUUUCGGUAUGCCUUCGGCGUUGUGGGCGAUGUGGGGACUGCUCUGCGGCGCUCUGGUCAAUUUUAAAGCACCGAAAUCGUGGCCAAACAAAUUUUUAAUUAACGUUUGGGGCGGAUUUUGCGUUAUAUUCGUGGCUAGUUACACUGCCAACAUCGCAGCUCUAAUUGCUUCGCUUCUAUUUCAAAACGCUGAAGUGGAUUACAACGAUCGAAAUAUGUUUUUGAUGAAAGUCGGUUCGGCUAAAUCUUCAUCUGCAGAGGUUUAUUUAAAAGACAAAAAUCCCGCUCUAUGGCAACACGUUCAAAAAUAUUCUGUUCCCGACACAGCGUCGGGUAUGCGAAUGUUAAGAAAUGGCAGUUUGGACAUAUUUAUCGGCGACAAACCCAUUUUGGACUAUUAUAGUGGAACUGAUCAUGAUUGUAAGCUUCAAACACACGGAGAUCCACUGUAUGAUGAUGUUUAUGCGGUGGGCAUGACUAAAAAUUUUGUUUUAAAGGAAAAGGUGUCUGCAGCUGUUUCAACGUAUAUAAACAACGGUUUUAUGGAUAUCCUACAAAAUAAAUGGUUUAGUGAUUUACCUUGCGUCAACCGCGAAUUGGAAACAUCAGACCUUGGACAACCGACACCAUUAGGCGUCGACGCAUUUUUAGGUGUUUUCCUCAUGUUGGGUUGUGGAAUACUAGCAGGCGCUGUUAUCCUCUGCCUAGAACACGCUUUUUAUCAUUACGCGCUACCCAAACUUCGGCAAAAGCCGCCAGAUUCGAUAUGGAGAAACCAAAAUAUGAUGUUUGUCAGUCAAAAACUUUACAAAUUCAUAAAUAGCGUAGAACUAAUAUCACCACAACAUACGGCUAAAGAACUAGUGCACACGCUAAGACAAGGACAAAUCGCAUCGCUGUUUCAAAAAAGCGUACGUCGAGUGAGUUUGCCUUUUAUGCAUCCUCAACAUGCACAGAAAGAGUUCGAGCGUAGAAAACGGAAAGGUCAAUUCUUCGAAGUCAUUGAAGAGAUCCGAAGAAUACAAAGGGAAGAGAGGGAUAACAAAAAACAAAACGUCAGGUUAACAUUAUCAAACUCUCCAACCGCAGGACAAUCUCCGAAGCGAACAACGGCAAAAUUUUUGUCACCGGCCAGGUUGAGCCUCGGUAGACGCUACAGCAAGCAGAGAUCACGGAGCUCUGGGAACUUAAGUAUCCGUCGGUACAGCACGGACGUAGCAAGUUAUUCAGAGACCGUGGGCAGACGACUGAGCCAGGGAGCGUCCAACAGUCCACCUGACUUCAACACACGAAAACAACUGAUCAGACGGUCCUCAGGAAAUCCUAGUCCAGCGGAUUCUAGCAGGAUGAGCAUAUUUUCCGCAUCUGAAUUGAUCGGGGCGAAACUUAGCAACAAUAACUUAUACGUGGAAAACGAUCUACCACGCAGCCCCAACCUGCUGUCUCCGGGAGUAUUUUUUAGGUCAAGUUUUUCGUCGGACACCUCGUCGUCACGACCCGACUUGGGUAUACAAUCGCGGAAGUCGAGCUACUCUCAGGGACCGCCCAGGGUGGUGAUCAAUGGCGAACAGCAGUCGACUCGUCGCAAAUCGGAUGACGAGCCACCGGCCACGUUGCCGAGGAUCGUAGAGGUAAAAAGGGCUCGGCGGUCUAGCGACGGACACCGGCCGACCAAGAACCGCAAGACUGUGGAGGUGUUCCGGUGGCUCAGACAAGCGCCCAAAACGGAACUGGAAGCGCUGAGCAAGAUGUCCGAAGACGAGAUCAAGCACUGCAUAAUCCAAGCGCUAAAGGACAAGGACCCGACUUGAUUGCAAGUCGAUGGUGUCGACGGUGGGGGCUGCGAAGACGUUGACGACGACGACUACGACGCCGAAGAUACCGUUCCGGUGUAGUUUACUUGAACUUCAGUGUAUAACAACUAUUAUUGAUUGCAUAAGAUGUAUUAUUAUAAAUUAUUAUAAUUUGAUGAACGUAGAAAAAAAAAGCGCUCAUUGUUUUUGUUGUUAUAUGAUUUACUCUACGUUUAUUUGUUUCCUCGAAUAAUAACUGAUAGUAUAAUAUUAUUGUAUAUUUAAAUAUUUAAUAUUAAUAUGGUAAAAGAAGACUGUCCGGCCGGAUAUACAACAAGCUCGUUGUUGUUAUAGGAUUAUUAAGUAAAUCGAUGCUCAAGUGCGUAGGUUAAGUGCUGCUGAUGCUGUCGCUCUAGUUCGGAACGACGAGCGAGAUAAAGGGACGUCUCCAUUUCGGUAAUAACGUUAUUAUGAUAAUAUUGUUGUAAACGUAUAUCGAAACCGUUAUUCCAUAAAAUGUAGUCGUAUAUACUAUUAUAUUAUAUUGUUUUGAAUCAUGUUUAUACUAUUAUUAUAUAUUUUAUGCUCAGAUAUAAAUACUAUAUUAUACUGUAAUGUUAUCAUAAAAUUAUAUUAUAUUUAUCUGUUCAUGUAAAUGAUAUAUUUAUAUAUGCAUAUAUAAGAAAUAAUAUUACUAUUAGAAAUAGGGUCGUUACUAUAGAUAGCGGUUUCUUGUUGGUUCUUAAACAAAUAUUUCGUCUGUUUUUUACGUUUUUUCGUUAUUCAUAAUCAAGUGUUCAUAUUACGUGCUAUAUAUAUACAUAUAAAUAUAAGUAUGUGUGCAAGUGCAUAAAAUUGUUUUUCUCGUUGGUGAUGAGGUGCUAAGGUUCUUUGUUUAUUAGCACACGGCUGAUGUAUUCCGUUGAAACAAUCCCGAAAGCUAAGAAGUAAUAUACGUAUUUACUUUUUUCAAAACAUUAUAUUGUUAGAAAAUAUCGAACAUAGUAAACCAUAUUAUAUGUAUAUAAUAUAUAUAUAUAUAUAUAUAUAUAUGUUUGUGUGUGUACAUCAUAUAUAUAUUGUCAUUUGGUUAAUUUAUU
This is a messenger RNA of Rhopalosiphum padi (bird cherry-oat aphid), 5045 nucleotides long. RefSeq names its product glutamate receptor ionotropic, NMDA 3A-like. Gene Ontology annotation, molecular function: transmitter-gated monoatomic ion channel activity involved in regulation of postsynaptic membrane potential; NMDA glutamate receptor activity. The coding region runs from base 313 to 3963 and encodes 1216 amino acids. The transcript has 19 exons. The record is from RefSeq and is a predicted model, not a curated record. Gene Ontology annotation, cellular component: plasma membrane; postsynaptic membrane. Gene Ontology annotation, biological process: synaptic transmission, glutamatergic; modulation of chemical synaptic transmission; monoatomic ion transport. NCBI's taxonomy places the organism in Eukaryota, Metazoa, Arthropoda, Insecta, Hemiptera, Aphididae.